UAUGUACAGUGUUAUGAUAAGGAUUUUAAGUAUUAUUUAAAUAAUAUUAUUUAUUUAAAAUGUCACUAUUAAGAAUAGUGUUGUGCAAACAACAAACAAUUUUUGCAUCAACUGCAAGAAAGCCAUUGGUAAAUUAUGCAUUGGAAAAAACAGGGUACGUUGUUCAACAAUUUAAAAACAACUUCAAUUCUCAGAUUAAACAGUUUGUUACACAACAGUACAAAAAGCCAAAAAGAUUAUCAAACAUUUCAACAAUUUAUUUGAGUACAUUGGGUGCAUCUGCAGUUUGUAUAAUUAAGAAUAACAUAAAACAUGUGAAAUGUGAGCCAAUGAAACAAAUGUCUAAUAAAACAAAAGAUGUCGGACCACAAUUUAGUUGGAAAAGUUUUUUGAUGUAUUUGUACCCUCACGUUUGGCAAUUGUUAAUUGCUCUGUCGAGUGCACUUAUAGUUGCAAUGUUGAAUAUUUGGAUACCGCAGUCUGUUGGUAACAUAAUCAAUGUGUUGACUAAAAUAGUUCAAGAUAAAGAUGGUAAUACAACAAGGAAUACUUUAGAAAUGCUUUUGAAACCGGCAUUCGUAUUGGCACGUAUGUAUAUUGCACAAGCAUUUUUUACAUUCAUUUAUAUUCACACACUUUCUCACAUUGGUGAAAGAGUUGCUAUGAAAUUACGUCAAGAUGUAUUUAAAUCUAUAAUCGUUCAAGAUGUUGCAUUCUUUGAUAAGAAUCGUUCAGGUGAAAUAGUAAGUCGUUUGACUAGUGACAUUCAAGAUUUCAAAAGCGCCUUUAAAAUUUGUAUAUCGCAAGGUUUAAGAAGUUCUACGCAAAUUGUCGGAUGCGUUAUUUCUGUAAUAAUGGUAUCACCACAUUUAACAGCAGCAAUGUUAUUAUGUUUGCCAACGGUUAUAUUUAUUGGUACCCUCUUAGGAAGAAGCUUGCGCAAUUUGUCAAUUGAAGCACAAAAUCAAAUUGCAAAAGCUACCGCUGUCUGUGAAGAAGCCAUUCAAAACAUAAGAACGGUUAGAGCUUUUGCUGCUGAGAAAAGAGAAACAGAAUUAUUUUCAAAAGAAGUUGAACACGCUUCUAAAUUAUAUGAAAAUUUAGGAUUUGGUAUUGGUUUGUUUCAAGCGGGAACUAAUUUAUUUUUAAAUAGUAUAUUACUUUGUACAUUGUAUUUUGGCGGCCAUUUAAUGUCAACUGGACAAUUAACGUCUGGUGAUCUUAUGGCAUUUUUAAUGGCUACGCAAACUGUUCAAAGAUCAUUAGUACAAUUAUCUUUAUUAUUUGGAACAUAUGUGAGAGGGACUAGUGCUGGUGCACGAGUUUUUGAGUAUUUAAAUAUGCUGCCAUCUCCUAUGAUGAUUGGAGGAAAGGUAAUCAAUGAUUACUCUAUGGCUGGAAAUAUAGAAUUUAAAAAUGUUCAAUUUAGUUAUCCAACUCGACCGGAUCGGGUUAUUUUGAAAAAUUUUAAUUUGGAUAUCCCUGCCGGUAAAACAGUUGCAAUUGUCGGUACAAGCGGAAAUGGUAAAUCUACUAUUGCUGCCUUGUUAGAAAGAUUUUACGACGUCAACGAGGGUAGCAUUUCGAUAGAUAAAUGGGACAUUAGAUCACUAAAUUCAAGUUAUUUACGUGGUUCAGUAUUAGGAUACAUAGAUCAGGAACCAAUAUUAUUUGCAACAAGUAUAAUGGAAAAUAUAAGAUAUGGUAAAGAAGAUGCUACUGAUGAUGAGGUUAUAGAAGUCGCAAAAGAAGCUAAUGCUCACGAAUUUAUAACGCAAUUUCCAAAAGGAUAUGAGACUCAAGUCGGAGAAAGGGGUGCGCAAUUAUCCGGUGGACAAAAACAGCGUAUCGCCAUUGCCAGAGCCUUACUAAAGCGGCCAUCAAUUUUAAUAUUGGAUGAAGCUACGAGCGCAUUGGAUUACGAGAGCGAAAGGGUGGUUCAAAAAGCAUUGGAAAAUGCUACCAAGGGUAGAACUGUAUUAGUUAUUGCCCAUAGAUUAAGUACAAUUAAAUCUGCUGAUAUUAUCGUCGUAUUGAAUCGUGGUGUUAUCGUUGAGAUGGGCACCCACUCACAAUUAAUUCAAAAUAAAGGAACGUAUUAUAAAUUAGUAAAUGAACAGGAAACGGAA
This is a messenger RNA of Polistes dominula (European paper wasp), 2129 nucleotides long. RefSeq names its product mitochondrial potassium channel ATP-binding subunit. Lineage: Eukaryota; Metazoa; Arthropoda; Insecta; Hymenoptera; Vespidae. Gene Ontology annotation, cellular component: mitochondrial inner membrane. Gene Ontology annotation, biological process: oligopeptide export from mitochondrion. Gene Ontology annotation, molecular function: ATP binding; ABC-type oligopeptide transporter activity; ATP hydrolysis activity. The record is from RefSeq and is a predicted model, not a curated record.